AUGACCCAAGACGGCGAGUCCCAUGCAGACGAAAACCGCAGUUUCAUCCGAUACAUAAUUUACGGAUUCCUCGGCUUAAGUAUCCUUACACUCCUCACUAUCUUCCUUACCUGGAUCAUCCUCCGACCACACAAACCAAGUUUCAUCCUCCAAGACGUAAGGGUCUUCGCCUUCAACCUUACCUCCAUCGGCGAAACACCGUCCCUAACCGCCCCGCCACUAAACACCGUAACCCUCACAUUUCAAGUCACUCUUUCAUCCUUAAAUCCAAACUCCAAAAUCGGCAUUUACUAUACUAAACUUGACGCCUAUGCUUCCUAUAGAGGACAGCAAAUCUCUCUUCCAACUGAACUUCCAGAAACUUAUCAACGUCACGGGGAUAUUGCAGUUUGGUCGCCGAUGUUAUACGGUUCGGCCGUUCCGUUUUCGCCUUAUUUGUCGGGGAUUCUGCGGCAGGAUAUUACUGCAGGUGGGGUUUUAUUUAACAUUAGAGUCAAUGGGAGGGUUAAGUGGAAGGUUGGAACUUUGGUUUUUGGAAGGUAUCAUAUUGAUAUGAACUGUCCGGCGUAUAUUCGGGUUGCCGGCGAUAAAGGUGGUGACAGGUUCGGAGUUUUUGAUCCGGCGGUUAAGUUUCAAAUAUCAAAAAGUUGUGUUGUUGAUUUUUAA
This is a messenger RNA of Vicia villosa (hairy vetch), 666 nucleotides long. Its product is annotated as NDR1/HIN1-like protein 1. The record is from RefSeq and is a predicted model, not a curated record. NCBI's taxonomy places the organism in Eukaryota, Viridiplantae, Streptophyta, Magnoliopsida, Fabales, Fabaceae. Bases 1 to 666 code for a protein of 221 amino acids. Gene Ontology annotation, biological process: defense response to other organism. The transcript has a single exon.